Ichthyophthirius multifiliis is the source of this 957-nucleotide messenger RNA. Its product is annotated as thioredoxin domain protein 3. The transcript has 9 exons. The record is from RefSeq and is a predicted model, not a curated record. Gene Ontology annotation, molecular function: protein binding. Lineage: Eukaryota; Ciliophora; Oligohymenophorea; Hymenostomatida.
AUGGCAGGAAGAAAGAAAAAGUAGGAAAUUAUGACGACAAUUACAAGUGAAGAGCAUUUCAUGUAAUUCUACAAUGAACAAAAUAAAAAGCUUGUCGUCGUAGAUAUAUAUCCUGGAUGGUCUGGACCCUGUACUGCUAUGUACCCAACUUAUAAUUAACUUAUGUUAAGUAUUGAUGAUUUUGAAAAAAGAAUAGACAUUUUACUUCUUGAUUAAGAUAAAUUAGUGAAUUAUAAAAGCGAUAAAUUCAGUUCAACAUGUAAGCCUAAGUUUCUAUUUAUUUCUGAUGGAAAAAUUAUUGAUGUUGUUGAAGGAACUAAUGUUCCAGUUUUCGUAGAUAGAGAAUUAUUAGCUUAAGUAGUGUAAAACCGUCCUGAAGACAUUAGACAAUUUUUACGUGAAUAAUUGUAACUUAUAAUAUCAACAUAAGGUGAAAAUUUCUAUUACCAAAAAGAAGACUUCGAAAUAAUAUUUAUGAACUACGAUUUUUUAUAAUAAGAUAAACUCUUGGAUUGUUUGGUUUAAAAAUAAACAAAGAAUAAUUUUUAAAGAAAUACCCUUAGUAUUAGAAUCAACAUUAUAAAAUUCGGAGAAAAACAUAUAGAAAGUGCAGAAACUUUAGAAAACAUAGCCGUAGUACAAUUAAAACAAGAAAAGCAUGAAGAAGCAUUGGAAAAACUGUAAAAAGUUUUCUAAAUUAAAAAAAAGAAAUAUGGAGAAAACUCUAUUAAUAUAGCAGGAACAUUACAUAAUAUUUCAAUUGCUUUAAUAGGCAAGAAAGAUAUUUAAGGUGCUUUAAAAAUUAGUAAAAAUGCGUUAGUAAUUGCAAAAAAUGAUUCCAUGGCUAGUUCUUUCGCAAGAACAGUUGAAAAAUAAGUUACAGUUAUACAAGAAAGCUAAGAAGAUGUAAAAUAAUAUUUUAGAAAAUAUAGAAUUAACUAUUUAUUCAACAUCUGA